Messenger RNA from Oryzias latipes (Japanese medaka), 6607 nucleotides. It is a transcript of the gene ccdc88b, whose product is annotated as coiled-coil and HOOK domain protein 88B. The record is from RefSeq and is a predicted model, not a curated record. Gene Ontology annotation, biological process: cytoskeleton-dependent intracellular transport; cytoplasmic microtubule organization. Gene Ontology annotation, cellular component: centrosome; cytoplasm. Gene Ontology annotation, molecular function: microtubule binding; dynein light intermediate chain binding. NCBI's taxonomy places the organism in Eukaryota, Metazoa, Chordata, Actinopteri, Beloniformes, Adrianichthyidae.
CAACAAAACUAACUGACGCGCUAGAGAGGAAGAGAGGCCAUGAUGAUGAUGAGGAGGAGGAGGAGGAAGAGGGAGGGCCGCAGAAAUGUCAAACUACUUCAACUUGACACAAGAUGGAUUCCCGCUCCGUGAUUGACUUUAGAGUUGAUCAUAUCUGGUAAUCAGCCGGCCCGCGCGGCGUCCUCGCGGCCCUCAGUCAACAAUGGAUUCUAACAUUCUGGAGAUAAUGGAGGAGUUCAUGGGGAGUCCGUUGGCUCGAUGGGUUCAGCUGUUUGAGAACACGCUGGAGAGCGAAGCAGACAUCUGCGGCCAGUACAUGGAAGUGAGCUCAGCUUCUCGGAGCGCCAGAGACCUCUACGUGAAGCUCACCAAUGGGGUUUUCCUCAAUGAGGUCAUGAGAACCAUAGAUCCAAACCCCAAGGUGGAGAGGCUUUACUACAGCGAGAGAGACGACAACCUGCUGAGAGUCCAGAAUUUCUCCAUUUUAAAUCGACACCUGAGGGCCUUCUACCAGGAGGACCUACAGCAGUUGAUUCUGACGCCGCUCCCAAACGUUGCCAUUCUGGGGCAGGACCCUUUCACAGAGGCAGCUGUGGAGGAGCUCAGACAACUGCUGCUGCUGUUACUAGGAUGUGCCGUCCAGUGUGAGAGGAAAGAAACUUUCAUUCAGCAGAUCCAGUCUCUGGACAUUGAGACUCAGGCAGCCAUUGCCAACUGCAUCCAGCAGGUAACUCAGGAUCCUCGCAUGGUGCUUCCGCUUCAGUGGGAAGAGCUGAUGGACUCCGAAGGCGCAGACUUACAACUGGUGUUCAGCUCCAUGGCCAAACAAAUCCAGAGCCUGUUAGCACAGAGAGACUUGCACCUGGAGAGGAUAGCGGAGCUGUGUCGGGAAAGGGAAGCCCAGGUUGAUUCAACCGCAGCAGUCCCAGGUGGCCACAGCCAAGAGCCGCCCCAGAGUCUGCCGCUCCAGCUGGCCGACAGCAAAGCCAAACUCCGUCGGCUCAAACAACAACUGGAAGACAAAGGAGACCAGCUAUUGGAUUACAAGCAUGAGAUUCAGACCAUGGAAGAGCAGCUCAAAAAGCUUCAAAAAGAGAACCGUUCUCUGCAGAGUGACGCGAGAUGCAUGCGAGCACUGCGGGAUGAGCUGGACUGCGCCCGAGAGCGAGCUGGACGGACGGAGCAGCUCCAGACUGAGCUCCAGAGCUGUAAACACAGAUUACGCAGCCUGGAGCUCACGCGCACUCAGCUGAAGGAGCAGCAGCAGCUCUGCGCAGCGUUGCAGGAGACAAAAACUCUUCUGGAGGAGCAGCUGACUGACGCCCGGGAACGCUGCUCCUUGCUAAGGGAGCUGGAGAGGGACAAUCUUCUGCUGCGUCAGAGGAUCAUGGAUGUUGAGGCGGAGCGGGACACUGAGAGGCAGCGUGUUGAUGAACUACUGGAGAUGAACAUGAGCCUCGAGGCGGACCUGAGGCAUGCCAUCUCCAGCAGGGAGAAUGUUCCUGCUCCGGCUGCCGUGAUUCACCAGCGUUUCCUCCGCUCAGAGCUCGAUUCUGACGAGGAGAUAAGCGAAUUGACAGAUCAUAAACCACUGAGUGUGGAAGUAGGUGAGGCUUCGACACUGAUGCUCCUUGGAGCAGAGCAGGAAAACGCAGAGCUGAGGAGACGACUUGAGGAGCUUCAGGCCCAUCAGGAGGUGAACUCUCCAGAUGCAAAAGAUGAGCUGUCCUGUUUGGAGAUGGAGCAUCAGAACACACUCAGAGAGUUUCAAAACCUGAAGAAUGAAAAUGCCACUUUAAAACAACGCCUGGAAGAGCUGCUGACUCAGCUUCAACACCUGAAGGACUCAGGAAAAGCGAGAGACAUUAAAAAACUGCCCAGAGAAGAUGAAGAGAUUGUUAGAGGAGUCCAGGGCUGUGAAUCCUGUAGGAUAGAAGGGGAAGGGAGGGUGAGACUGAUGGAGGACAGGGAGAAAACGGGAGACAUCAUUGGGAGUCAGCGGGAAGCAGGAGUAGGAGAGGAGGGCCUUCAUGCUCAAGAGGGAAGAUGUGAUCCGUGUGAAAUUGAAAUUCAGGCCAAAAGGCGAGGAGAAGCAGAGGGAGGACAGAAAGAAAGGCACAAAUGGGACAAAGAUGGAGAACCAAAGGAGGAACAGGCUGUCAUGACUGAAAGUUCAGAGAUCCCAAAACAUCCCAUGGAGGACCACAGUGAAGUCAAAUAUACAAACCCAGCUGUGUUUGCCCUGUCUGGUCCUGAUGUGAAGCUUCUGACAAAACAGCUCCAGGAGGCCCAGGAGGAGGUGGACCGACAGGUGGAGCUGGCUCAGAACCUGCGUUCAAAGCUGGCAGAGCAAAGCAGGAAGACAUGGGAGGCAGAGCAGAAGCUGGUCCUCUCGGAGUCUGAGCUGCAGCGCCUGAAGAAAGCUGCAGAGAGCCUGCUCGAGGCUCGAAGGCAGAUAGAGGUUCUACAGUCAGAGGGUCUGGCCAUGGAGGAAGAGCUGUGCCGCCUCCGAAGCCAGGUGGAGCUCCAAAGGAUGCAAACCACGGUCAUCGCCACCCUGGAAGGGGAACGCGCUGCCCUGGAGAGAGACCGAGACGCUCUGCGCAGCACGGCCGAUGCUCUGCGGUCUGCCCAGCGCAAGAGCAACCAGUUGGAGCUCACCAUCCAGACUCUCAGAGGUGAGCUGGAGCGCCAAGGCCGUGGUUUGGAGAUGUCCCGCCGCCGGGAGGAGCAGCUCGAGGUGGAGCUCCGCGAAGCAACGCUGGAAACUGAAGCUCUCGCCAGAUCACGAGACCAGGCGCUGCUGGAAGCCUCUCGACUGGAGAAGGAGAAAGAGGCGUGCCAGUCGCAGUUGGAUACGCAACAGAAGGAAGGGCGCCAGAGAGAGAGGGAAGCAGCAAGGCUAAGGCAGCAGCUGGAGAGCACAACCUUGACCCUGGAGCACAGCAACCAGAGAGCUUGUGCUCUAGAUGCUGAACACAGACGUGUGUGUAAGCAGUUAUCUGAGACCAAGGAGCUCUGUACUCGGCUGCAGGAUCGAGAGAAAGAGCUCAGCACUCGAUUAAGCAGCAUGGAGGAGGGAAAACAGCAGCUGCAGGAGCAUUAUGCCGAGGCACAGGCCAAGAUGAGCUCACUGUCCCAGGAUCUCUCAAGCGAACAGGCGCGCUCACAGAAACUGACCGCUGAAGUCGACCGACUGAGCCAGAGGGUACAAAGAUCUGAAGCUGAACUCAAAGCGACAACAGAUUCUCUGAACCAGACGCAGCAGAGAGCAGAGUCACUCUCACAGCACCUCAGGAGAAGCGAAGCUCUGCUUCACUUAGAAAAGAGUCAAGCAACUACAAAAGUGAAGUCGGUUUCAAAUUCAGAGUUUUCAGGCACCCAGGAGGCGCCGCCUCCAGAUCAAAGCCCUGAACCUGGCAGGGAUCGUGCCCUCUCGGUGACCCUCCAUCACUCCUCAGGAGAGCUGGAUAGGCAGCUGAAUGAGAGGGUGACAGAGCUGGAGAAGGAGAGACUGGUGGCUGUUGCAGAACAGGAGGCUCUGCUGAUGCGCUUGUCGCAGUCCCAGGAGGCCUGUGAGCACCUGAGAGGAGAGCUGGAGGCUUUGCGUCGAAACUCACUCAGCCUGCAGGAUUCCUGCACCCGUUUGCAACAACUUAACACGCAGCUACAGGUGGAGCAAGCAUCAUUUAGUUCCCAGCAUGCAUCAGUACUGGCCCGCUGCAGCGAGAGUGAAGCUCGGUGUGCCGCGCUGGAGGCCGAGUCGAAGGUGUGGGCCCGGGAACGUGAGGAGUCUGUGGCCAGGAUGGAGGCUUUGAGGCGAGACCACGAGCGAAUGACAGCAUUGCAGCAGCAGCAGGAGGUGGAGCUAGAGGAGCUGCUGGACAAACAUUCCCAGCUGAGGAGCAACAAUCGCAGCCUGGAGGCUCAGUACAGGGAGCUGGAGGGCAGGUACAAGGAGCUCCUGGGUGGAAAGGCCCAGCUGGAGGAGAGAGAGAAGGAAAUGAAGAUGGAGAGGGAGGCGAUGGAGGCGGAGGCCCAGAAGAAGCUGGAGACAGAACGAGAGCUGGAGAGGAUGAAAGAAGAUAACGAGAGGCUGCAGGCCCAGCAGAGGGAGUGGUUGGCGUCACAGGCGGAGCUGUUGGCACAGGGUUCCGUGCUGAAGGCGGAGCUGAGCGCCUCCCAGCUGGAGAGGACUCGACUGGAGGGGGAGCUCAGCGGCCUGAGGGGGACCAACCAGAGCCUGGAUCUAAGCAAUGCUCGGCUCACCAGCCAGUACCAGCUCCUGACCCAACUGAAGGGGAACAUGGAGGAAGAGAACAAACACUUGAUGGAGCAGAACCAGAGUCUUCUAAAGGAGAACCGGGCCUUGCUGGAGCAGAGCCUUGAGCGCCGUGACCAGCAUUAUUCGCAGCAGAAGGAGUACCAGGAGAAGCUAAGUGAGCUCCGUCGGGAAAAGCAGAAGCUGGUGGAGAAGAUAAUGGAUCAGUACAGAGUCCUUGAGCCCAGCAUGCAACCUUCACCAAACAAGGCCAAAAAAUCUAACUGGAUCGCAGACAGGAUGAAGAAGCUAAUCAAACCCAGGGGAGGAGGGAGAGAGGGACGGGCUGCCUUUACCGCCGCAGGCAGCGUGGAGAACCUGGCCGACGGCGCAGAGUACACAUCAGACGCACCUAAGAUCGAUCCUCGCAGCGCUCCAGUCUCUCCGUCUCUCCAAAGGAAAUUAUCCUCCAACGCUGAGCCAGACAUCUCUGCUCCUGGGACUCCCAAUCUGCGCUCUGGCUCCGGGGGGCGCCGUAAGCUGGGCUCCCGCCAUGGCUGGGGAAUCGGCUUGGCCAGAGGAGGCUCUGGAGUUUCCCAAUCAUUCAGUCCGGGUGACCACAAGACGCAUCCUCGUCAGCGGUUGCGCUCCAGCCAGACGUCCCAGAGUUCUGUGCUGUGGGAAGGUGUGGGCACUGAGAUGAACACACCUCAGGGUCCCGAGCGGCCCCUGACCACUCAGGAGAACAUUGAAGACGAUGAAGGGAGAGGUGGGGAGAAAGAACAAUGAGGAGGAGGAGAACAAGCCAAGUCAAAGCAGAACCUUAAACACAUUUUUAAAUGUUUCAAGAAGUGUUUGUCCUGAUAGAUUUUUCAUGUGGGAAGGCAUCAUAUAUUCAACAUCAUAUUAAACUAAAGCUGGACUGCUAAAACUGUUCUUUUUAGACUGCAGCCUUGUGUCUUUCAGAUAAUCGACAAUGAUGCCCUGAAGGCCAAGACAAAAACCUUACCAGAGCUGAAUUACCAGCAAAUAUUUUAUAAUGUUUAGUAAAAUAUUCGGAAGAAUCUGUGUUUGGGUAUUUUUUAAGAUAAAUGCAUAAUUUGUCAGUUGAAGAGUUGCUGCGUUUUAAAGGAACAGAUCAUCUCUCUAAACUACCAAAUAACAAAAGCCUCAGCAAGAUUCGACUCCAUCGAUCAGCCACAAGCUUCAAAGACAAUCUUCCCAAAAGACCCUUUGAUCAUUCUCUAUUCCUCCUUCAAGUUGCUUGGAAAAAAAGGGAAAAACCCCCAGCUGGUUUUGACAUAAUCCUAUGAACAAGCAAGGAAGCUGCACAGAAAUACCUCUGUUGAGAUUUACUGAGGGGGUCUGUGCGGCUUAAUCGAGACCACACGGAGCACCAGGCUUUUUCCACCACUCCACAUUACGUUUACCAGUGCUCAUUUAGCAAACGCUUUUAUCCAAAGGACUUUACAUCUGACUCACUCACACUCUGCUGGGUACAUGAGGGAAAAUGUGGGAUUCACCAUCAAGAACACUUCAACAAUUAGCUAGCUCUACAGCCGUUGUUGGAUAGUCUCUAUCUCUCCUGAAACAAAGCAGCCAUUCUAAAAGAUUUUGUAAACAAGUGGCAGCAGCUGGACCUUCAAAUGUACAAUUUUGACCCAUAAUCAUGGAUGUUAGGUGCAGAAAAAUGCUGUUGCCCAUCUGCAGGGAACAACAGCUAACCAAAUAAUUACUUAUGACCCCUUCAAGUUUAAAAUAAAAGGCAGAUUUUUUUAUUUCCAGUGUAAAGCUUAGUUCACAUGGCCCUCGGCAACACACGUUCAAGCGACCACUUUCAAUUAAAAGUCAGUUAAUGAGCGUAUAUGAGUGUUUUGGAUGUUCAAAACUCUUGUGUUCAUACGUCAUUACGCACGUUUCUACGACUGUUUUCGGGCUCUACAUACAAGACCCGCGGUCAUUGAAUACCUGUUAAAGGUUAAACCAGGUUGAACUUUGACCAAUCAGGGACUCGGAUUUGGUAGUGACGUAUGGAUUCAUGGAAGUCCCAACAGUUUGAAAAUUGAUCAUGGAGGAGAAAUUAAUAAUUGUGCCCAGCAGGAAUUCUAUGACUCCAAGUCUUUCAUAAAUUGGAAUAUAGCUGUAGAAGUAAAAGCCUGGAGCAAGAUUCAUCAGAUUUGCACCACUUUGACAUUUUGCACCAAGACUAUUCCAACUCUAGAUGGAGGACAUGCAGUAGUAUCGGGUAAUGACAGUAUAAUGUGAACACCAUAUUCUAAACGUGUAAGUUUAGCGUGCAGAUGCCCGGUGUGAAAGUAGCAUCAAAAGUGUAAAAAAAAAAAAAAA